AUGUCGGAGGGCGAAUUGAGUUGCUGGCUGAUGAUGGGUCUCGUGUCUCUCGUGGUCAUCAUCUUGCCCUGCUACACCUCGGCCACCAAUGACUCCAAGAAAAAGACGGUGAUCGACGAGAUGGAGGUUAGCGCGGAGAAUGAAGUGGAAUGGCAUAUGCACAAAUUGGUGGACAAAUAUCUGUCAACGCUCAGCCAGGAUAUUGCAGCGAAGAAACGCCAAAAAUUGGCGGUCGCCGAGAACAGCGGAAAGGAA
This is a messenger RNA of Mesorhabditis spiculigera, 255 nucleotides long. Lineage: Eukaryota; Metazoa; Nematoda; Chromadorea; Rhabditida; Rhabditidae. The record is from the annotation of a GenBank genome assembly.